UAUGGAUCUAAGCCACAGAGAGAAGAUUUUGGGUGUCCUCUGCUGUGUUUUGUUGUUUCUUGUACUGCUCUCCAACAAGCCACUUUUUUACUCAGCCAUGAACAACAGAUUUCAAGGAAAGCUCAAGAAUCAAAGCUCGGACGAGCUGACGUCAGCUCUGGCCAGCGCCUCCAUGCCCAACAAGACUGUGAUAAUAACGAUGGUGAACGCGGCAUGGAUGGAAUCUGGCGGGAUGUUCGACUUGUUUAUGAAGAGCUUUGAAGUUGGGGAGGGAACACGACCACUACUAAACAAUCUUCUGGUGGUUGCCCACGAUGAAAAGGCAUUCAACGCCUGUACACAAAUCCAUCCUCACUGCUAUCGAUUAAAGACUGCAGGAGUUGAUUUUUCAGGCGAAAGCUUCUUCAUGUCGGAGGAUUACUUGAAGAUGACGCGUUCUAAAAUCCUCUUCCUCACCAAUGUGUUACAGAAAGGCUACAGUUUUCUUUUUUCUGAUUCAGAUAUACUGUGGUUUAGAAAUCCAUUUGAAAGAUUUUCAAGAGAUACAGAUUUUCAGAUGUCAUGCGAUAGGUAUUCCGGGAACCCACUUGAUAUGAGAAACCAGGAAAAUACAGGAUUCAUGUUAGUCCGUUCAAACAAUAGGACUAUUCAGAUGAUGCAGGUGUGGCACAAUUCUACACUAAUGAGGCCCCACAUGCAUGACCAGGAUGUGUGGAAUGCUAUAAAGUUGUCUCGAAGUAUUAGUAAAAUAGGUCUGAGUGCACGCUUUGUUGAUACCAAGUAUUUCAGUGGAUUUUGCCAGUGUAGCAGAGAUUUGAGUGUGGUGUACACCAUGCAUGCAAAUUGUUGUAGAGGAUUGAAGGCCAAGAUCCAUGAUUUGAAAGAAGCUUUUGAAGAUUGGACCUCCUUUCAGUCUAGUGGAUUAAAUAGGACAAGUGUGCAUUGGAGAGCCCGAGAGGAAUGUAGACGUUCUUGGUUCAAGAAAUGACAUUA
This is a messenger RNA of Cryptomeria japonica (Japanese cedar), 993 nucleotides long. RefSeq lists its product as uncharacterized. The record is from RefSeq and is a predicted model, not a curated record. The transcript is spliced from 3 exons. Bases 2 to 988 code for a protein of 328 amino acids. NCBI's taxonomy places the organism in Eukaryota, Viridiplantae, Streptophyta, Pinopsida, Cupressales, Cupressaceae.